Molecule: messenger RNA, 4196 nt
Organism: Notolabrus celidotus (New Zealand spotty)
Lineage: Eukaryota; Metazoa; Chordata; Actinopteri; Labriformes; Labridae
Gene: rnf130
Product: ring finger protein 130
Exons: 9
Coding region: 573-1844 (423 amino acids)
Source: RefSeq, a predicted model, not a curated record
GCUCUGCGCAUGCGCAGUGGAGCGAUAACGCUAGAGACGGAGGGUCGGAGCCCGGUUGUGUAUGCCGUCUAACAGCGGGGGGAGAACCGGUUAGAGACCGACCAGCACCGGGAUCCACCGGACACGAGCCCACCGAGCCCCGGUAGACCUCUCCGGAACAGAGCCGGACAGGAGGCGGGGGCAGAGAGGAGGCAGGCCGGGUCUGAGGACCAGGAGCCUGCCUGUCCGCCUGGUCACACAAAGCGGACUGAACAGGACCUUUAAACGGCGUCCAAACACCGAGACCCGGACCCGAGGGCUCACAGGAGACUCCUUACAUCAGGUUCCGUCUUUAGAGCGAGUCCGGACCACAGAAGGACCAGAGGAGGACCAGAGGAGGACCAGAGGAGGACGCGGCGCUGUGAAGGUCCAGAUGUUGGCCUGGUGACGAUGCUCCAUGAUCUGACUCUCCGAGGACAGAAAACACACGAAGAAGAACUGUGGAGGACCGAGAGGACACACACACCGAGACACCGGGAGGACAACCCACGGGACAUUUAGAGUUUGGAUGUAAAGAAGACUGAGAGGACGACAUGGCCUCCCUGAGGUGGACCCGUCUCCCCGUCCUGUCAGUCCAUGUCCUGGUUCAGGUCCUGGUCCUGGUCCCGUCCCAGUCUGUGCUGGCGGCACGCUCUGACAGGAACUCAGCGUUGGAGGAGUAUGUCUGUGCUACGGUGAACGCCACGGUGCUGGACGGACGAGGACACACAGUCCACACGAUGAGCAGUGAUGAGGGGACGUACGGACAGAACUCCCCCAAAGUGGACACCCGGGGGGUCGUCAUAGCACCCGCUCCGCACAACGGAGUGGUGGACCGACAGGGCUGUGACCCAAACACACGCUUCCUGGUUCCUCCCCGUAACGUCCACUGGGUGGCGCUGCUUCAGAGAGGAAACUGCACCUUUAAGGAGAAGAUCCUGAAGGCGGCGGCCUACAACGCCACGGCUGUCCUGAUCUACAACAACUCCACCAACAAGACCGUGAAGAUGGGCCACGAGGGUACUGGCGACACGGUGGCGGUGAUGAUCACAGAGGCUUAUGGGAAAGAGAUCCUGGCUCACCUGGAGAGGAACCUAACGGUUCUGGUUUCGGUGGUGGCCGGGGAUCGAGGUUCCUCUAAAAACAUAAACCGAGGUUCUCUGGUCUUCGUCUCUAUCUCCUUCAUCGUCCUCCUCAUCAUUUCCUCGGCCUGGCUCAUCUUUUACUUCAUCCAGAAGAUCCGCUACUCUAGCGCCCGCGACCGCAGCCAGUGGCGUCUUGGUGACGCAGCAAAGAAAGCCAUUGGGAAGCUUACCACAAGGACAGUGAAGAAAGGGGACAAGGAGACUGAUCCAGACUUUAAUCACUGUGCUGUGUGUAUCGAAGCGUAUCAGCUGAACGACGUGGUCCGGAUUCUGCCCUGCAAACAUGUCUUCCAUAAGGUGUGUGUGGACCCCUGGCUGAACGAGCACUGCACCUGUCCCAUGUGCAAACUCAACAUCCUGAAGGCUCUGGGCAUCAUGACCAGCCUGCCCUGCGUAGAUAGUGUGGUUUUGGACGUGGAACGCCUUGGUGUUAGUCAGUCCUCCAACAGCCAGAGGACGCCCCUCAAUGACAGCAGUCAGCCAUCCAUUAGCCUGGAGCCACUCAGCCCCCCUCAUCCGGAAGCUGCACCCAGAACACCUGCUGACAUCACGAUCUCUGUGACCAGCGGCGGCAGUCAUUUCUUCAACAGGAACUCAAUGUCUCCUCGCAGCGUCGUCUGUGAGAUGGAGCUGCCCGACAUCCAGGCCUCGCUCGACCUCUACGACGACAACAAGUCCUGAGGCUGUUGUCAUGGUUAAGACCCCUUCCCAUCACCAUCACCUACACCUGCUGUGGAUGGACGACCUUUUAAGGACGCAGAAGUGUUUCCUGUCCACAGGGAAGGGGGGGCGGGGGGUUGAAAACACAAACCUGGAGGAACUUUAAAUAUUAUUUAAUUCAUCAGACUCCCUCAAUCUGGAUCCUGGACUCAUUCUUGAUCCUGGUCCCGAACUGGUUCCUAGACUCAGACUGGAUCCUGACCUCAGUCUGGGUCUUGGACUCAGUCUGGUUCCUGGACUCAGUCUGGGUCCUGAUCUUAGUCUGGGCUCUGGACUAAGUUUUGUCUCAUCAGCUUGAAUCUACCGUUGUCACUUUCCCAGGUGAAGACUGUUGGGAACGUGGAGUCUGUGUUCAGGACACAUCGUUUAAAAUUUGAUAAAACAAAUGAUCCAGAGAACUCCAAAUCCAUCUAUGACCAUGAAACCAGAACCCGAACCAGUCUCCUCUAGCAAACCAGACACAAGGAGGAGUUUAUAGAAACGUUCUGGAGUUCCUUAAAGUGCUCUUGUGUUCCUGGUUAACUAAGAACCAGGGAUUGAUCCUGAGUUUCUGAUAUGAUUCCUUGAACGAGUCCUCAGAACCUUUAAGAAUUCUGCAGUUCCUGAACUUUUAAAUGGUUCCUGGGUUCCUAAUGGGCUCCUAAGUUCUGAAAAAGUUCCUGAGUGCCUAUAAAGUGUCGUAGUUCCUUAAAGUUCCCAGGUCCUGGAAAUGUUUUGCGGAGAUCCUGGACAGUGUUGUUGACCUUUUUUAAAGGUUCUCUGAGGGGUCAUUAAAUUCCUUAGUCCAGUUAAAGGUUCUUGAGCUCGAGGAACAUUUUUCUGGAAAAGCUCUAUAAGGGGUUCUUGGUUUUCUGUAAAUGCUCCAAAGGUCCUGAAAAGAUUCUAGAAACACCCUAAAGGUAUUGAAAUUUCUUAGGUCAUCAGAGAACUUCCUGCUUCUUGUAAAAGGGUUCUUGGAAAAACUCUUGAAACAUGAAAAGAACUAUUGUUCCUGGGGGACGCCCUUGUACCUGGACCUUAUGUGAGCCGAGUACUUCAGGGCUUGGACCUCUUCUACACUACAGAUACUGCUAGUUUGGUCCCUCAUCCAUCAUGAUAUCAGAACUGGGAUCAGAGGUAAACCAUCGACCUGGAUCUGCUGGAAACCCUGGAAACCACAAUCAUGUAAACUCUAACAGUGUUAACUCGUCUGUAGCAAAAACAGUUCUGUUUCUGUGUAGAACAAAGACGACUGGAGCGGUCCACACCUUCAGGAAACCUUGGCUCUGUGUUUGAUAGUGGGUGGAGUUCCUCGGGGGGGGGGCGUUUCGGGUCCCCUGCUCCUCGUAUCAAAGCGGCUCUGUGUUUGAUAGUGGAUGGAGUUCCUCAGGGCGGCGUUUCGGGUCCCCUGCUCCUCGUAUCAAAGCGGCUCCAUGUUUGAUAGUGGGUGGGGUUCCUCAGGGCGGCGUUUCGGGUCCCCUGCUCCUCGUAUCAAAGCGGCUCUGUGUUUGAUAGUGGGUGGGGUUCCUCAGGGCGGUGUUUCGGGUCCCCUGCUCCUCGUAUCAAAGCGGCUCUGUGUUUGAUAGUGGGUGGAGUUCCUCAGGGCGGCGUUUCGGGUCUAACCCCCAGUUUAACCCCUUGUUGUGUCUCCACUGUCAGAGAGAGAGGGAGUAGUUUUGCUCAGCAAUGUUUUUAGCUUAACACAGAUGCUGCUAACUGUUAGCGUAUGUUCUUCAAAGAGUGAACUUUAACCUGCUAUAGCAUCAGGUAAGUCGUUAGCUUUUUAGCUCAGCAGCUAGUCAGCACAACUUCCUGUAGUUAGCUUGUUUAAAUUCUAGUCAUUAUGUCUAAGGUUAAUGUGUCUGUGAGCCAAUCAGAAAGCUCCUGGAGUCAGGUGAGUCACUUCCUCUAUGUCAUAGACCCUCGCCCCUCAACAUGAGCUACUGUUUGUUUCUUCAUGUCUUAGUCUGUUACAGGAACUGACACACCUGCUCUGUUCUGAUUGGCUCACAGGGUCCUCAGGUGUGAUGCUAACAGAUGCUAACAAGUGUGUAUGCUGCAGAGUGCAAGGUUUCCUGGAUUACGGACUGCCCCUUUAAAGUGUAUAAACAGCUUGUGAUUAUAAUCAGCCUCCUCAGUAUUUAAACACACAUACAACCUAUAACCUGAUCAAUGUUAGCUCUGAGAGAGAGAGAGAGAGAGAGUGUGUGUGUGCGUGAGCGUGUGUGUGUGUACGUGUGAGUGAGAGUGUGUGUGUGUGUGUGUGUGUGUGUGUUGCUUCAGUUUAAUGUGUCUGUUACUGCCUCAGCAUUAAAGUGUCAUUAUUGCCUUUAA